Molecule: messenger RNA, 813 nt
Organism: Drosophila serrata
Lineage: Eukaryota; Metazoa; Arthropoda; Insecta; Diptera; Drosophilidae
Source: RefSeq, a predicted model, not a curated record
UUUACUUUUGAUCUCCCAACCGGCAUACAACACAUUCGAUCUUAUUUCCAUAAAUUCCAAAACAAAAUAAAAAUAAUACAAAAAAAUAUAUAUAAAAAAUAACGAAGAAGAGCACCAACUUCUGGACAUGUUUCCCUUCCGGUCGCGAUUGAAUCAACUGAGAACCGAUCGUCGCCUGCGGCAGCGUCUCCGGGAUGCCGGCAUACCAACGGGAGCGGCCAUGGCAGCAACAGUGGCAGCAACAGUGGCAGCAGCAGCUGCAGCGGCAGCGGCAACGGAAACGGAAACACCAAUGGGACCGGAUAUGCGAACAGUGGCCGCAGUGCAUCCUCUCCUCGUAUCGUUGCAUCAUGUUAGGUGGCUCUUGAUCCAUUUGCGACACUUGCUCAUCCGCCAAAGAGUCGGCAUGAUAUUGGGUGCCGGUGAUAAUAUGUUUGUUUGGAAUCGUCGUGAGCCAUCGAUAGCCACCGGACAGAUGGGCGAAGGUGAUUGCAUACCGGAAAUGGAUCUCGAAAUGGUGGCAAUGAUACCGGAAGACUAAGAGAGAGCGAGAGAGAGAGAAACCACACACAUAUGAUCGAUUUGUGCCUCCAUUUGCGUGCCUGCGUCUAUGUGUCAGCAGCAUAUUCCAUCUACCAGGGCCAGGGUUCCUGUCUCUCUCCAAACCCAUAGCGAGAGAGGGAGAGAGAGAGAGAGAGAGGGAUAUAGAGAGAGAGAGAGAGAGAAAUGGAUGUGGACGUGGAGAGCACGCAUAUAAUAAUUUCCUGUUCAAUGAGCAAUUACCGUAAUAAAGAUACAACUCCGGCUACUCCA